AUGUCGGAACCUGGAAAUUCUCGCCAAGCCCCCUUGGAGGGGUCUGCUACUGUGAGCACAAACUCUAACUCCUACAACGAGAAAUCAGGGAACUCAACCGCUCCUGGCACCGCCGGUUACAACAAUGAUCUUCCACAGGUUAAGCCCGUAUCAAGCUACGUUUCUCACGAAGGUCCUCCUAAGGACGAACUGGAAGAGCUGCAGAAGGAGGUUGACAAUCAGCUAGAAUCCAAGUCCAAGUCAGAUUUACUGUUCGUGUCCAUCUGCUGUUUGAUGGUUGCUUUUGGUGGGUUCGUCUUUGGAUGGGAUACUGGUACGAUUUCUGGUUUUGUCAGGCAAACCGACUUCAUCAGGCGGUUUGGUAGCACGCGUGCAGAUGGUACAAGCUAUCUUUCUGAUGUCAGGACUGGUUUGAUGGUUUCUAUUUUCAAUAUCGGUUGUGCCAUCGGAGGUAUAGUUUUGUCCAGGCUCGGUGACAUGUAUGGGCGUAAGAUUGGUCUGAUGAGUGUUGUUGUCAUCUAUUCGGUUGGUAUCAUCAUUCAAAUUGCAUCCAUCGACAAAUGGUACCAAUAUUUCAUUGGUAGAAUUAUCUCAGGUCUGGGUGUUGGUGGUAUCACGGUUUUGGCACCUAUGCUAAUUUCUGAGGUGUCUCCAAAACAGUUGCGUGGUACUUUAGUUUCUUGUUACCAGUUAAUGAUCACUUUCGGUAUCUUUUUGGGUUACUGUACUAAUUUUGGUACUAAGAAUUACUCAAACUCCGUUCAGUGGAGAGUUCCGUUAGGAUUAUGUUUUGCAUGGUCCAUUUUUAUGAUUGUGGGCAUGUCAUUUGUUCCUGAAUCCCCACGUUAUCUGGUAGAGGUUGGUAAAAUGGAGGAGGCCAAGCGGUCUUUAGCAAGAGCCAACAAGACCAGUGAAGACUCUCCUUUAGUUACUCUAGAAAUGGAAAAUUACCAGUCCUCCAUUGAAGCUGAAAGGUUGGCGGGCUCUGCAUCUUGGAGUGAAUUGGUUACUGGUAAACCCCAAAUGUUUAGACGUACACUAAUGGGUAUGAUGAUUCAAUCUCUACAACAAUUGACUGGUGACAACUACUUCUUUUAUUAUGGUACUACGAUUUUCCAAGCUGUUGGUUUAGAGGAUUCAUUUGAAACUGCCAUUGUUCUAGGUGUUGUUAACUUUGUUUCUACUUUCUUCUCAUUGUAUACCGUUGACCGGUUCGGUCGUCGUAAUUGCCUACUAUGGGGUUGUAUUGGUAUGAUUUGUUGCUAUGUUGUCUAUGCCUCUGUUGGUGUUACCAGACUAUGGCCAAACGGUCAAGAUCAGCCAUCUUCAAAAGGUGCAGGUAACUGUAUGAUUGUUUUUGCAUGUUUCUAUAUUUUCUGUUUUGCUACUACUUGGGCCCCUGUUGCCUACGUCCUUAUCUCUGAAUCGUAUCCUUUAAGAGUUCGUGGGAAAGCAAUGUCGAUUGCCAGUGCAUGUAACUGGAUUUGGGGCUUCUUGAUCAGUUUUUUCACCCCAUUUAUUACAUCAGCAAUUAAUUUCUACUACGGGUAUGUCUUCAUGGGUUGUAUGGUGUUCGCAUACUUUUAUGUGUUCUUUUUUGUUCCAGAGACUAAAGGCUUAACAUUAGAAGAAGUCAAUGAAAUGUAUGAAGAGCAUGUUUUACCUUGGAAAUCUAGUCAGUGGAUUCCGCCUUCUAGAAGAAGUGCAGACUAUGAUCUGGAUGCCACUAGAACCGAUCCUAGACCAUUCUAUAAGAGAAUGUUUACUAAAGGAAAGUAA
Molecule: messenger RNA, 1779 nt
Organism: Saccharomyces kudriavzevii IFO 1802
Lineage: Eukaryota; Fungi; Ascomycota; Saccharomycetes; Saccharomycetales; Saccharomycetaceae
Gene: HXT5
Product: hexose transporter HXT5
Exons: 1
Coding region: 1-1779 (592 amino acids)
Biological process (GO): transmembrane transport; carbohydrate transport
Cellular component (GO): plasma membrane
Molecular function (GO): carbohydrate:proton symporter activity
Source: RefSeq, a predicted model, not a curated record